Molecule: messenger RNA, 1011 nt
Organism: Anopheles bellator
Lineage: Eukaryota; Metazoa; Arthropoda; Insecta; Diptera; Culicidae
Product: trypsin-1-like
Exons: 3
Coding region: 1-1011 (336 amino acids)
Biological process (GO): proteolysis
Molecular function (GO): serine-type endopeptidase activity
Source: RefSeq, a predicted model, not a curated record
AUGGUGUCCUCGGCGCUGCGCUGGCCAGCGAUCGUCCUGCUGACUUGUUGGAAUGUUCCCGUUACGCGGAGCGAGAGCCUGACGGUGCCGGGGCGGAUAGCGUGGAACGACAGUUUGCUGAUCGAUCCGGACGGGUUCGUCGGGAAGGCCCCGCUGCUGAACAGUGGCGUUUGGACGUGGAUCACCACCAUCUUCGGGAUGCCGGUGUUCAGUGUGUUCGCGUAUCGGGCCGCGCCGCGCAACUGUCCGCCAUGCUCGUGCGGUACGGGGAGCAACAACUCGAAGAUCGUCGGAGGCCAGGAGGCCGAGAUCGGGCGGUACCCGUGGAUGGUGGCGCUCUACUACAACAAUCGGUUCAUCUGCGGUGGCUCGCUGAUCAACGACCGCUACGUCCUGACGGCGGCCCACUGCGUGUUCGGGAGCGAUCGGUCGCGCUUCCGGAUCAAGUUCCUGCUGCACGAUCGCCACGACCCGCCGGAGGGUUCGUUCGAGCGGAAGGUCUCCUACAUCAUGACCAACUGGUUCCUGAACGUGCUCGUGUUCAUCACGAACGAUGUGGCGCUCCUGAAGCUGAGUGAACCGGUUCCACUCGGUGAUACGGUGAUCCCGGUGUGCCUCCCACCGGAAGGCACCACUUACGCCGGGAACGAGGGCAUCGUGACGGGGUGGGGCAAGCGGGGCGACGGGACGUUCCCGAUGCAGCUGCAAGAGGUCCACGUGCCGAUCCUCGCCAACCAGGAGUGCCACAACCGGACGCAGUACUACCGGUUCCAGAUCAACGAUCGCAUGAUGUGCGCCGGGAUUCCCGAGGGUGGCAAGGACUCCUGCCAGGGUGACAGCGGCGGCCCGCUGCACGUGUACGAUCCGGACGCGAACCGGUUCGUGAUUGCCGGCGUCGUCUCCUGGGGCUUCGGCUGUGCCCAGCCGCGCUUCCCGGGGAUCUACGCCCGCGUCAAUCGGUUCAUGUCGUGGAUCAACUUCAACACCCGCGAUGCCUGUACGUGCCAGUGA